This is a messenger RNA of Cladocopium goreaui, 2052 nucleotides long. The record is from the annotation of a GenBank genome assembly. NCBI's taxonomy places the organism in Eukaryota, Dinophyceae, Suessiales, Symbiodiniaceae.
CUUGUCAUUGAAAAACUCUGAUGGUCCUGCCAACUGGGGCGGCCUCUUUGUGCCAUGGGAAGCUGCCUUUAGGCCGUCCGCCUGAAAUCGCACUAGUUCCAUCGCUUCCUCAUCACAGCUGUCACAUUCGGCACCUCAGAUGGGGAUUUGUUGGAUUCGCAGCUGGGGUAGCACUGAGGCCAAGGCGAAGGCGGUACAGAUCCGCGGUGGGCAGCGCGGCUGCAGAGUGGCACGUUGGCUGCUCAAGUCUCGAAACUCUGGAGGCUGCGGUGCAGGAAGCACUGAGCAGAUGGCAAGAAAGCUAUGCUUCGGGGCACCAAAGUGAAGAGAUGAUCCAUGUGUCAAAACUUCCAAAAGCUCCAAUGCCAAGUGAACGCUCAAGUCGAAACGGAGGAACCGAUCAGGUGACGCAGGGCACACAGGGCACGCAGGGCUUCAAUGUGGCAUUUGCAAUCUUGUUUUUGCCUUCGAAGUGGGCAGCCAAGAUGAAGGACAUUUUGACGCAGAUUCGAUGCAAAUUUCCUCCAGAAAUGCCACUACUGGGUGUUCCAACACAGGGAGACGUGGUGUCCUUUGGAUCGGCGGAACAAGACCCAGAACUGCCGGCUCCGCAGGCUGCAAUGCUGGACGAAGAUUCCUUGCAGACCAUCAGCCGGGAGAGCAUUCGCAUCCAAGACACCAUUGAUGUGAAUCCCCUUUGGAGUAUUCAGGUGUAUGGCGGCAAGGUGAAUGGCUCCAUUUUGGCGGGUCGCAACUUUUUGGGCCGGGAAUCGGGGGACGUGGGCUCGGCUCUGGUGUUUGGGGAUAGCGUGGGCGUCACACGACGUGUGAUGGGCAUUUUGGAUGCGUGCUACCCCUUCGCGCACAAAGCUGGGCUGUUGGUAGGUGAACAAGUAGGCUUAGAAGGUAGCGAUCCAAAAAGCGGAUGUGUGGUGCUGCUGCUCCCAGGGGCUUUGGGCACUGCAGUGAACUUCUGUGGUGUUCGGCCAGUUGGCCCUGAGCUGCAAGUAUUUGAUGCUGAUCUCCGCGCCGGCGUCCUCCGCCGCGUCCAAGAUCUCGGAAGCAGCGCGGUGGAGCCUGGCGACAGGCGACCCUCCAUCACGGCUGCAGAGGCACUGCGGCGGAUUGCCAAAGAUGCUGGGGUCAACGAGAAGGACAUCUGGUUGGCCUUGCCGCGCGCCGCCGGCCGUGAUGCCGCGCAGUUGCGGGUGGCUCCUGGAGCGGGCGAGUGGGCCCUGUACCCAUGGGGCAUGGUUUCGGUGGAGGGCAGCUUACUUCUUCAAGCAAAUCCAAGAGCAGAGGGCGUUUGCCACAAAACCAUCGAUCGUGUGCGGUUGUUCACGACUGCGCCUGAUGACAAGGCCCUAGGGCAGCUUGCCACUGCCUACGAACUCGAUGCCUUAGCGUCAGAGUCGGAGGCGCCCUACGCACGGCUUUGCCUGGCUGCUGGCCCGGGGCCGAUGGAGACCUUACGGAACUCUGCAAUGACCUUCGUGGCAUGCGGCCAGGCCGUGAUUGGCUGUCCUGGGACGACUCUGGUCGGAGAGCGAAACCGAAGGGUCACCACAAUGCAUCGUCAGGCAGUUGGCUUGGUCAUGCUGUAUUCUUCACCACGUGUGGCCCAAGACGUGGGAGCACUUGACACUGGAGCUGAAUGAAGCGGAGUGGGACACUGAGCUGGUUUGGGAUCCACGGGAAAUAUUUGCGGAUUGUGCAAGACCAGGUCACAACGAUAUCCCAGAAGUCGUGUGGCCAAGACGAACUGGAUGAGCAAGUAAGUGACGACUGUGGCUGUGUGAGCAAGUGGAGUGCUUCGCAUUGGUACCCUCAAGUCCACUGGUCAAUCAUCAUUUUCUGCUUAAUAACAUACAAUAGCCAUCUGGGCUAACCCCCAAUGGACUAUUGUCACCUUCCCCAUGCAAUGCCCAUUUUCAGACAGACGCAUAGGAAAGAAUCGGUCGUGAAUAGUUCUUGACGCAGAUGGUCAUAGAGUCCAAAGAUGGAUGGCUGGCCCGAAAGGGUUUGGGAAUCUGUGACUACAGCAGGAGAAAA